AGCAGCCGAGGGUUUCAGAUGUCCCACCGCCGUUUGACCCCCUCCCCCCUGCUUCUCCACCCCUGCAAAUGAGGUUUGACCAGCAGAGGCAGAGCCCACCUCUGGCUUGGAAUCACUGACAUUUAGACUCCAGACUUCAACCUGUUUACAAGCGCGCUUCCCAAAGGAACGGGGGUGGGGGAGAAGGCCAAACAAAACACCAGCCGCCAAACUGAGAAGUGACUUUCUGGAGGAUUCAAAUCAACAGGCACCACCAAAAAGAGAAAGGAAGAGGGGAAGAAAACAAACAGCGACUGGGCAGCUGCCUCCAGUUCUGACAACUCCAAAGGGCCACACUUUUAGAAGUGGCCGGAGGGCUGGGGCUCUGCGGAGAGGGACCAGAAGGUGCCAGCCGCAGAGGGGAGCAGAUAUCUCCUCCGUUUUCCCUACCCCAACCCACUCCCCUUGGGUUUUGUUCACCGUGCUGUCAUCUGUUUUUCAGACCUUUUUUUGCAUCUAACAUGGUGAAGAAAGGAGUGAAGAAGAGAACAAAGUAACUCCCAGGGGACCCAAGAGUGCUGGUGAUCAACGCACCGCCGCCACCAGCUCCUGCGGCCACCCACGUCCACAAUUCACCGGGAGGCUGCAGAGGCGCAGGCAGCGGGUCCCGAGCGCAGCAAGGAGUGGCAGCGGCCCUUCCGAGGAGUUAUGGGUGUUGGCGCCUUCACUUCUGGCCAGACCCGCGCCCAGAGGGAGCUAACCAGCAGCCACCACCUCCGGCCGUCUCCUUGCGGUGCACCAGGUCUCACCCUUCCAGUAUGUUCCUUCUGAUGAGACAAUUUCCAGUGCCGAGAGUUUCAGUACAAUGUGGAAAUGGAUACUGACACAUUGUGCCUCAGCCUUUCCCCACCUGCCUGGCUGCGGUUGCUGCUUCUUGUUGCUGUUCUUGGUGUCUUCCGUCCCUGUCACCUGCCAAGCUCUUGGUCAGGACAUGGUGUCACCGGAGGCCACCAACUCUUCCUCCUCCUCCUCCUCCUCUUCCUCCUCCUCUUCCUCUUCCUCCUCCUUCUCCUCUCCUUCCAGUGCGGGGAGGCAUGUGCGGAGCUACAAUCACCUCCAAGGAGAUGUGCGCUGGAGAAAGCUCUUCUCUUUCACCAAGUACUUUCUCAAGAUUGAGAAGAACGGGAAGGUUAGCGGUACGAAGAAGGAAAACUGCCCGUACAGUAUCCUGGAGAUAACAUCAGUGGAGAUUGGAGUUGUUGCUGUCAAAGCCAUUAACAGCAACUAUUACUUAGCCAUGAACAAGAAGGGGAAACUCUAUGGCUCAAAAGAAUUUAACAACGACUGUAAGCUGAAGGAAAGGAUAGAGGAAAAUGGAUACAAUACCUACGCAUCCUUUAACUGGCAGCACAAUGGCAGGCAGAUGUAUGUCGCACUGAAUGGUAAAGGAGCUCCCAGGAGAGGACAGAAGACACGAAGGAAAAACACCUCAGCUCACUUUCUUCCAAUGGUGGUGCACUCGUAGAAGACAGCAUAUUCACGGGUGCAGUAGAACCAAAGGCUCUCUGAUCAGGCCUAGUGAUAUUCUUCAUGAAGACAGUAGCUCAAAAGGCAAAGACACAUUGCAGAUGUCUGCUUGCUUAAAAGGAAGCCUGUGGAGGUUUUUGUACUCAAUGUUGACAUAUGAUGUUCUUUUCACUAGCUCUGUGUCGUGCAUUAUAAACAAGAUAUAGGCAGAUCAAAUGGGAUGGAAGUUAUUCCCAAGAGAACAACAUUGUGGCUGGGCUCUUUGGUUAAGUUUUUGUUUUUGAACCUCUGAGAUAGAACUCAAAGGACAUGGAACAAUCUGUUGAAUGAUCUUUGGGAAAGUUAUUUAUGGAACAUGAACUCAUAUCAAAGACUUUCAUUGCUCAUUCAAGCCUAAUGAUUCAAUGAGCAGUAAGACACGCAAGCAUUUACUGGAAAGCACUUGGGGCAGAUCAUAUGUGCAACCAAAGGAGCUUUGGGUGUGGCACAUGGAAGAAUUGGAUAGGAUUAAAAAAUAUAAACAUGUUAGUGUGAAACUGUUCUAACAAUACAAAUAGUAUGAUAUGCUUGUGCAUUCUGCCUUCAUCCUUUUCUAUUUCUUUCUAAGUUAUUUAUUUAAUAGGAUGUUAAAUAUCUUUUGGGGUUUUAAAGAGUAUCGUCAGCAGCUGCCCUCUGAUUACAUUCUCUUUUUCUUGAGCACACCACAUGCAUGUCUAUGACCAAGUAUCUUUAAAAGUUGGCAAACACUUCAAAAUUAGGAGAUGGGAUUGGGGAAGCAAUAUGAGUGCCCCUUGUGCUAUCAGCUGAUUUAUUUGCACUUCUGCAGUGAGAACUAUCCGUAAUAAAUAAGGCAGUGAGUGGUCUGCCAUGGCUUGAGUGAAAGAUUUCUGCCAUCAUUUUAAAACAUAUAUUACUCCUGAGGCUUCCUUUCCUAUAAAAUAGACCAGAAAGCCAAAUUCUUCUCUUUGAAUAUGUUAAUUCAUUUCCAAGAAUAUACUAAAAGAGGGAAAAUUAAUUGUUAAGUACAUUUUAGUAGCCUAGCCUCAUUAUUUAUUAAUCAUUUCUUGCCCUAUGUCACAGUGGUUGAAUGAUGAGAAGGCUGUCUGCAUACAGUAUAAGAAUCCUUUGUAAGUCCCAUAAAGCAUCUCCUGUAAAGGAAUCAUCACUGUAUUUGAUAUGAAGUGCAACUCUCCCAGGGGCUUAGACUGAGCAAAUAUAUCCUCGUAUAUGUGUGACCAUAUAAUGAGACCUGUUCAAGCUGUAUGAUCUAGUCUUUACAAAACCAAAUAAAUCUUAUUUUCUGUAAAUUUAAAGAGCUUUAGAAUGUUCCAUAAUGUAAUCAUUUCAAAAUUCAUUUUGUUAGAGCAAGUAGAGAAAACAGUGCAUAAGAACAUGUUUACGAGUC
This is a messenger RNA of Fukomys damarensis (Damara mole-rat), 2911 nucleotides long. RefSeq names its product fibroblast growth factor 10 (gene Fgf10). Bases 845 to 1504 code for a protein of 219 amino acids. Gene Ontology annotation, molecular function: type 2 fibroblast growth factor receptor binding; chemoattractant activity; growth factor activity. Gene Ontology annotation, biological process: positive regulation of epithelial cell proliferation; positive chemotaxis; positive regulation of gene expression. NCBI's taxonomy places the organism in Eukaryota, Metazoa, Chordata, Mammalia, Rodentia, Bathyergidae. The transcript is spliced from 3 exons. Gene Ontology annotation, cellular component: cytoplasm. The record is from RefSeq and is a predicted model, not a curated record.